ACCGACGCGGCCUCUGGGUCGGAGCUUUUCCCUGGGGUCGGCCCACGGACAUUUUCGCCCGCCGCGUCCCUCUGUCUGCCUUGUCCCCGUCGUCGCUGCCGGCCCUUUGGGUUUCCGGCGCUGUCACUCGCGCACAGGUUACCCCAUGGCCCCUUUCUCUUCACUUGCUCUUGCCCCAGUUCACGGGAAACCUGUUUUCUGACCUCACUUCCCCCGCUCCAGCUCUGCCUGUCUCGAAUGCUCUGAAAUCUGACCCUCUCCAGGGCUCUGUGACAGGAAGGAGGGAAGAAGCAACCCGACUCCGCAGCAGGCGCCCAUCUGGCCCACGCCCCACUCGGGGCAGGGGCCAGGCUUCUCUGACCGAGCGCCACUGCCCCGGUGCCCUUGGGCGACGCCUUUCAAUACCACGGCCCUUUCUCUGUCCAGCAGCACUGGCCGCAAAAACUAACUUCUGCAGGUCACAAGUUGGAUUCACAGCAAAGAUGCUUUCGGAACAGACAGCAGCCCUGGGGACAGGAUGGGAGUCGAUGAAUGUCCAGCUGGAUGGAGCAGAGCCCCACGUGGAAAGGGGAAGCCAAGAAGAGGGGCCAUGGAGAACAGCACCAGGGCCACUGGAACACAUGUGCUGUGACCUUGAAGAAGAGCCACAGUCCCUUCAGGAAAAGGCUCAGUCGGCUCCCUGGGCCCCCACCAUUCCCCAGGAGGGGAGCACCGGAGACUGGGAGAUGGCAGCUGCACUUCUUGCAGCCGGAUCACAGGGUUUGGUAACCAUCAAGGAUGUGUCACUGUGCUUCUCUCAGGAGGAGUGGCGGAGCCUGGAUCCUUCUCAGACAGAUUUUUAUGGAGAAUAUGUCAUGCAGGAAAACUGUGGGAUAGUGGUCUCUCUAAGAUUUCCAAUUCCAAAGCUGGACAUGCUUUCUCAGCUAGAAGGAGGGGAAGAACAAUGGGUCCCUGACCCACAGGACUUAGAGGAGAGGGACAUCCUGAGAGUCACAUAUACAGGAGAUGGAAGUGAGCAUGAGGGGGAUACCCCUGAACUAGAAGCAGAACCUCCCAGAAUGUUAUCUAGUGUGUCUGAAGAUACUGUUCUCUGGAACCCGGAACAGGAUGAGAGCUGGGAUUCCAUGCCCAGAAACUCCAGAGGAAUGCUCCUAGGCCCACCUUUUCUUCAGGAAGAUAGCUUCUCAAGUCUUCUGUGUAGCACAGAGAUGGACUCCCUGUUAAGACCGCACACGUGUCCCCAAUGUGGGAAACAGUUUGUGUGGGGCUCCCACCUUGCCAGGCACCAGCAGACUCACACUGGGGAGAGGCCCUACAGCUGCCUCAAGUGUGAGAAGAGCUUUGGACGGAGACAUCACCUGAUUCGCCACCAGAAAACCCACUUACAUGACAAGCCCAGCAGAUGCUCUGAGUGUGGCAAGAAUUUCCGAUGCAACUCCCAUCUGGCCAGCCACCAGAGAGUGCAUGCAGAAGGCAAAUCCUGCAAAGGUCAAGAGGUUGGAGAGAGCCCUGGGGCUAGGAAACGGCAGCGUGCCCCACCAGUGCCAAAGUGCCACGUGUGCACUGAGUGUGGGAAGAGCUUUGGCCGACGGCACCACCUGGUGAGACACUGGCUGACCCACACCGGGGAGAAGCCCUUCCAGUGCCCUCGCUGUGAGAAGAGCUUUGGCCGGAAGCACCACCUGGACAGGCACCUGCUGACCCACCAGGGACAAAGUCCCCGGAGCAAUUGGGACAGAGGGACAUCUGUCUUUUGAAAUCUGUUUCUGCUGUAGCUGUGCUCACAUCUAUCAGCUGGUGCUACCAGGAGUUUCUGCCAGAGCUGCCCCUCUCCUGUCCCCAGUGGCCAGGAUCCUGAGCCUUGGCCUUAUCCCUAAAGAUGAGGUUCCAGCAUUGGUGGGAGCAUUUCUCACCAGUUCUGUGAGAUACCACAUAAAAUAGUUCUUUGGGCAAAACUUUUGGGAAACAGUGCUUACGACAUGGGCUGAAUUUCAGUCUGAGCUGAAUUUCUCAAGGGUAGUGAGUGGUACCAGUAGUUUAUGGCUGAGGUCCAUUCUGAUUGGUUGGAGCCUGUGCCAUACCAGUUGUUAAAUAUUUCAAGUAUCACCAUUGUAUAUCAUGACUCAUAUUCUCUUUAUAUAUAUGUCUAUAUAUGUGUAUAUAUAUGGAGAGAGAGUGAAAGACCAUGUUGACAUAUUAAAGGCUCUGAAAAUUUAUGCAGUAGAGCAAAUUGUUAAGCCUCUUAAUGCAGUGUUUCCUAACUGUAUUUGACCUCAUUUUUCUUUCUAUCUUACAUCCCCCAGAACUGGUGACUCCAUGAAACACUCUAGUGAACACUGGGUUAGAGUAACGAGGAAAAAGGAAAGAGCCCCCAUAUUUUGUCCAAACGAAAGCUGAGGGGCAGAUUUCAUUCCUGGUCCAUCACCCUCACCUCAGUCAUCCGAAUAUAUACAUCCACAUCUUUCACCUCACCUGCCAAAAGAUAGAAACAAUAACUUUUCACCCCUUAUUUCUACUCCCUUUGUCCUGCAAACACAUAACAUCCAGCUGAGAGAUCAUCCUACCAUGCUAAGAGAUGGACCUUUCAUACCCUCAAGUAAUCCAGACUCACACAGAAGAAAAAAACUUUAUCCCCUUGGAUAGUCCCCUCUUCUCUUGUGUCUUUAUGUGUCUGUGUGUAUCUGUGUACAGGGUUUUUGAAGAGAGCAUGCAAAGUGCAAACUGUAAAAGCUAAAUUUUCUAGCGGCUGUGUUCUGUUCUGGUGAUGAGGGUCGUGGGGAUUGUAUGGGGUUUGUAUUUUGUUUCAAGAUAGGAAGUAAGCAGAGCGCUUAAGGAAGCCUUAGUGGGAAGGGUUAAGUGGUGGCUUCUGUUGUGGGAGUUGAGGUAUAAAGCCUUCUUGAGUGUCACUGAGAUCAAGACAACUGAAUAUAUAUGUUUAGGUCUGAAUCUUUGGCCCACAGAUUCUUUUUGCCUGGGUAAAGAAAGUGAGAAAAAAAAUGUCCUCUGUGAGGUGAGCUGUUCUUGUUGAUUUCAAGCAAGCUGCAUAUAGAGCUCUGUGCUUAGUGGGCUUUGUUUGUUUUUAGUCUUGUUUUAAGUGCCGGGAAAUUAGGGCAGAAAUCACAGUGCUUACUGGUUGUUGUGAUUGCUCUUGUUUGAUCCUGAUUGCCUCAUCAAGGUGGCAGAGUUAUUUUUGAGGAUUUCAUCUUCCCAGAAACAGAACUUUAGGGGAAAUGGCUGUGGUUUAGCUUUUCAGCUGAUAGGAGGUAAUUAGCUUCCCAUUUGGUUUUCCUCAUGAUUCUGGGAAAGUGUACACACUAAGAGUCUUAAUUCCAGAACUUGCAUAAGUAUUCUAGCAUCUGUUAGUUGGUGAGUUGGUCAUUGUUCCUCUUUAUUGAUGAUGUGUUAGUACCGAUCUUAUAAUUUAAAAAUUAUCUUGUAUGUAAGAGCAGUUUGGGGUUAGGGAGGGAAAGGAGCAAAGAGGAUGAAAGUAGAUAUUUUCUCUUCAACGCUCAUUCUGGUUUGUCCUCAACACACUAAUUGGUGUGUUGGUGGAAUUAUCCAGAGAGGUAAGAAGGUGGAAUUAGCCAGAGAGGUAAGAAGGAAGUGAACUGAAACAAUCUAGUCUAAUAGGAAUUUGCUUAGGAAAAAUGGGGUGAAUUAUAGGUCCUCAGAGUUCAGGACUCAAAUGGAGCUAAAAAUAGGGUCACUUUGCUGAAUGGGCUUCUUAGAAUGGCUAUGACUUGAUCACCCCAGUCCCUGCUGUCCUUCUGCAUCCAAAGCAGCCUUCCUUCUUUGGAAUGUACUUCUCUUGCUUAUGUUCCUAGGAAUAGAGCAAAAUGGACAGCCCUUUGCAAGGCAGCUUUGUCCCAGGCCCUCAGAGACAGGAGCACAUUAGGGUUAGGAGAUGCCUCAAGGAAUAAGAAAGUAUGGCAUUACAGUGGUAAAACUGGACUAUGCCAUCAUUCAUUCAUGCAAGUCAGCUCUAUUAAGCACUGGUUCAGAACUUGUUUUGAAUCAGAGACCCUUUUGAGAAUCUGAUAAAAACCAGGAACUCAUUUUUGGAAAAAAACCCCAAAACAUUAGCAAUUCAUUCAGUUUUUCAUACACAUUUAGCAGGCUGGGGUCAAAGGAGAGGAGUUACCCUGACCCAGUGUGGUCAUUAGGUAUUUAUGUCAAGAAUUACAAGGCAAGGGUCACCACGUAGUUUAAUGAACAUGAUACCAGAGGCAGUAUGGUAUAAAGAAGAUAGGGUCUGGUCUUUAAUGACCAGAGGGUAUUGUUUACAGUCUAGUUUACAUAUUUUUUUAAAAGUUGAGCUGACAAAUCCAGCUCCUCACAAACUUUCUUUUAAAGUUUUGUAGGAGGUGACUCUCCAUACUCACAGAUCACACCUCUUAAUAAUCAGAUGUUAACCUCCAGCCUUUGAUCUGUUUCAGUAAUUGUAAGGACAGAAAGUGAAGCCCCUAAAGUGUAGGUGUCCUCAUAGCACACAACUGAAGGCAUAAGGGCCGUCUGCAGAAGGGGCAUCCCUUUAGGGCAUUUCUGAUGUGCCACUGUCUUCUCUACCUCGGUCCAACACCACUUCCCUUGGAUAAAAAAUAAAAUAAGCAACAGCCAUUGGGGGUGGAUAGAUCUAAAUGAUUUUCCCACAGGGAAUCAGCCUCAAACUCUCAUCUUUCUCCCAAUUCUCUCUGCCACGUGUCUAUCCUACCUGCUUUAAAUAAAAAAUGUCUGUGUUCUCUCUGGGCAAAACGGAAAAUAGAGAAAUCCCAUAUAAGGAACCUGUUCCCUUUGUGGAGCCUCUGCUCUAUUCAGGGCCCAAGUAUCUUCUCCUUUUCAUCCCAACAAAGAAUCUGUAAAGAAUUUCUUACACAGGAGAAUGUGACCCAAAGUGUUAGCUUUACCCAGAUCUAUCUACAUUUAAGUGUUAGCUCUGGUAGUCAAAGUGAAAGAAAAAGCUUUUCCCCUGUUAAAAUGAUGUUAUUAUGCCUUUAGGGAGCUGAAGGGGUGAUAAUUUGGGACAAAAUCCUCUCCUUUCCAGCACUCCUGCAAUCAAGUCACUGUUUCCGAUUUCUGUCAAGGGCAAGGUGAGCUCUGACUCAGAACCACAGGUACCAGAAGAUGGGUUCUUUCCAUCUCUGUUUGCUUGGGGGUGGGUGGGUGGUGAGUGGGGCUGGAUGAUAACAGAAAAGUGAAAUCUAUUUCCUUAGACACCUUUGAGAUCCUGAGCUGGCAAAAUUUCUUUCCCAUGGAGUACUCUAGUAGGCCCAGGCUCUCAAGGUGUGUGGUCUUUGGACCAGCAUAAUUAACAUCACCUAUUGAGCCUGUUUUAGAAAUGCAAAUUCUCAGGCUCUACCCGGGACAAACUGAAUCAGAAACAAUGAGGGCGAAACCCAGCAAUCACCUGCCUUCCUGGGUCUCUCAGGUAUGCCAAUGUUUGAGAACCUCUGGCCUAGAGAUUCAAAUUCCAUUUCAAUCAGUGGUACUUCACCCUUUCCAAGUGGGGAGAGAGGGGAUCUUUACACCUGUUACCAGAUUGGUUUUCUGCAACCUCUCUAGGCUAGUUGCUUUUUGGUUCUGUUCCUCUUGAGUCCCAAGGUCUUUCCUCACUUCAAUCAGUGAAAGGACUGGCUCAGUCACCAGUUUCAGAAAUCAGUGGGGCAACUACUAAGCUGCUGUGAUUGAUUGGAGCUGGAGCUUGUAAAAUGGGGACUGAGGAUUUGUGAGUCCAGAUAUCUGAAAGGACAAAAAGAAGCAGACACAUCAAAGAAGGGAAAUCCAGAGUAAAACUGAAAAACUGAUACUCAAGGAAAUGGUCUUCCUUUGCUAGUUAUGUGGUCCUUUUCCAGGCCUAAUAGUUGCCCCAGAGGCAGACAGGGUGGGCUUUUAGCUCGGAGGUAGGAAGUAAAGCCAACUGUUACAAGCCCUUAAGAACCAAAGUUUUCAAACCUCACAGUGCAUUGGAGAAUAAGGUGCUGUGCAAGGAAUUUCUAACCAUGGUUUGGCAGCAGGAGCAUUAGGGAAGCCCUAGGACACAAGAGGGAACCAGGCUUAUUUAGUGAGAUGUGACUCAUGAGAGACUUGAACUCAAGACUCUUUACUAGGUAGAGGUAGGAACCAAUUAAGCCACCAAUGCAUCAAAAAUGCAUUCUCCUACUUUGAAGUUUCUCUCCAAUUCAGGCUUUGGGAAGGAAUUGUUACCUCCUCCAUCUCCUCUCUUAGGCACACCCAGGAGGACAGGCCGAAAUGAAAGUUGGGAGCCCACCACCCCUGUGGAGAUCCUCAACACCAAAAGGUUACAGUGAACCUAAGUCUCUUAGGGAGAGGUGGUCAGCCCCUCUCUCCUAAGGCAGAAAAGCGUGGCUACUGCUUUCUUCAGCCCCAGACCUCAGGCUCUCUCCCUCUGUCCCUCCCUGUCACCACCUUCAUUUUCCCAAUAAGAGGAGCUUUUCCUCCACUCUUAGCUCUUGUUUAUCUUUUUCAGUUUGAUUGGUUUGGUUUGGUUCUUUGCUGUCUGGGAAACACCUGAGGGUGUUCAUUCUUCCCAAUUCUUCUAUCACAGUUCUCUCUUGUCUGGUUUCUUUUUGGUCAGCCUUAAGCCUACUAGGCAGGGUCCAUUCCUUAUACUUCCCACUUCCUUUCUCAAAUUCUUGGCUAGAGCAGCUCAACUGCCAUCUCAUCAUUCUGUAUCUCUCUCUCUUUCAUGUCCGGACUUGGCCAUGGCCACUGGUAUUGUCAUAUUCAGGCCCUUUACUUCAUUUCCUACAGGCUCCUCUUCCCUUGAUGUAGCUUCUAAAGUGGCUCUUUACCACUACUUUGAUGUACUCAGUCCUUUCCUGCCUCUUGUGACUCCUGAGAGUGAAUCCCAAUUCUACAAGCCAUUUUUUGAGGGCUAACUAUGUGCUAGGCACUGGCUGUUCCAAGCCUGGGAGAUUGUGACCAUGGUUCCUAUACUCAGCAUGUCCCUCAGCCUAGCCCUCCCUGCCACUACUUUCCUGCCAUGCCUCCUGACACUGCGCCAAGGUGCUCUUUUCCAGGAAGCUGUGGGGAGGCAGGGUAUAAUAUGCCCACUUGCCAUCCAGCCCAACUAUUCUGUGCCUGCCAGGUUUCUAGCAAUUGUCUAACUUAUUUCCCUCUGAUGGUACCUCUGAUGGACUUGAACUUCCCACAGGAUACCCUAUGGGGUACCUUUGUCUGUAUCCUUAGGGAUCUGUAAUAUGCUCUUUAUGGUCCCUGUCCGUUGAAUAAAAGAUGUAUUGGUUGUGUCACUGAUUUCCUCUCUUGGUCCUUUCCUGUGCACUCCCAUUCUCAGCUUUUCAAUCCUGGUAAAAAGGCUGCAACAAAGUGGGGAUACGAGACAGCUCUGGGGGAAGUUGUGCAGCCAUGUGUGAGCCCCCUCACUGCCCCUCCUGAAACAUAAACCCUUAGACACUUAGACCAUUGAGUUGGCAGCCCAAGGGGGUGGUAGUGGCUGUAAAUUGAUCCCCUAAGCAAAUUCACAAUAAUUGGUGAUUUGUGGGGAGCUGGAGGAGAUGCAUGCGGAUGGGAUUCUGCAGGAACUGGGUCCAUCAGACACAUUCACUUUUGAGGAUGAGGAGGUUGGGCAUCUGGCAGGUUAUCAAGAAUACAGAGUGAAAAUUUGUGUGGGAGAAAAAAACAUGGACAGCUGGCAUGGGGAAACCACCAGCCUCUGACCCAGUGACGUGGCCUUCCAGCCCUGGAGCUUCAUGGGGACAGGGAGAGGGAACGCUUUGCUGGCUUUGAGCACAGCCCAAAGGCUUUGCUCUUCCUCUGUGGGAGUCGCCUUGCACAGCUUCAAGCCUACUGCUUAGGGGUUGCUUGGCCUCUGCAGCUUUCCCAGCAGCAGCCAGACUGUUUUGUCACCUGCCUCUGUGCUUAUGUUUUCCUGCUUUCUUGCAGUUCACAUUCACUCCCCCCCAAUCACCUGGAGUAAAAUUUGACAAGUCUGGUCUUUCCCCAAACUAAAAAGGGGAGGAGGGCAGGAACUGAUAAAAGGGAGAGGGGAGACACAGCUGUGAUAGUUCAUGGAGGUGUCUGUGUUCUCAGGCAGCUCCCGUGGACUGUGGAAAGCCUGACUUCCUCUUCCCAGUGCCUUUCCCAGGCUCAGUCAAGGCCUCUUGCUGACCCUCCUCCCCCACCCCAUACCCGCCCUGCCACCUCAGUCUUCAGUUUCUCUCUUCCAAGUCCUUUCCUGACAUGGUGCCCCCAUAUUAAUUUCCUAAACAACCCGUCUUCCUGUCUUUGCUAGGCACUUAGGUUUUGGCUGGAGUGACUACCAGUCCAACCAGACAGCCUGGCCAUGUUGGAGUUCCCCAGAAGAGGAGAAAGACAGGAGAGCCUUAUUGUUUUGAGAAUAUUGACAAAUGGAAAUGUUUACAUGUUUGAAAACAGCCCCCUCCUGUGUGUUUCAGAACAUUCUCCCCUGCAAGAAACCACUAAGUCAUUAAAACAUUUAGUGUAGAAAUAAAUUCUAAACUUCUGACCUUUAUCUACAUAACAAAGAUGCCUUAUAGAGUUAGGGUAGUGAGGCCCCAUUCACCAUUUAUAGCUAUAGUGAAAAGAGCGCCGGAAAUGCAGUUAAAAAUCAACUUCUAAAUUGUACAUAUUCUAAACAUCAGCUUUUUCACUUAGGAUCUAAGAGACUGAGGUGAAAGUGAAAUGAAACAAUGCAGGCAAAAGUACAAACCACCUCAUAAAUGAAAAAGCUGUAAUUGACAAUUACGUGAAAAUUUCUUCCUUAUUUUUCAGCAAGCCACAAUGUAUAAGAUUUGGAAAACACAUACAAAAAAGAUAUGGUAAAGAGUCUCAUUCCUGUGUUUUCUCCACAAUUCUGAUCACCUUCCCCUGAUGAUAGACAACCGGUUUUUUUUGUGUAUCCUUCCAGAGUUUCUUUAUACAAAAAAAAAUGCAUUUUCGUUCAUUGGA
Molecule: messenger RNA, 8946 nt
Organism: Artibeus jamaicensis (Jamaican fruit-eating bat)
Lineage: Eukaryota; Metazoa; Chordata; Mammalia; Chiroptera; Phyllostomidae
Gene: ZNF641
Product: zinc finger protein 641
Exons: 6
Coding region: 483-1757 (424 amino acids)
Biological process (GO): negative regulation of transcription by RNA polymerase II; regulation of immune system process; regulation of cytokine production
Source: RefSeq, a predicted model, not a curated record